Messenger RNA from Cutaneotrichosporon cavernicola, 423 nucleotides. RefSeq lists its product as uncharacterized. The record is from RefSeq and is a predicted model, not a curated record. The coding region runs from base 1 to 423 and encodes 140 amino acids. The transcript has 2 exons. Gene Ontology annotation, cellular component: nucleosome. NCBI's taxonomy places the organism in Eukaryota, Fungi, Basidiomycota, Tremellomycetes, Trichosporonales, Trichosporonaceae. Gene Ontology annotation, molecular function: DNA binding; protein heterodimerization activity; structural constituent of chromatin.
AUGCCUCCCAAGUCUACCGUCGCGUCCAAGGCUCCCGCUUCGCAGGCCUCCAAGGCCCCAGCUGCCGCGUCCAAGGCGCCCGCCAAGGCCGCAAAGACGUCGUCGACCGCCAAGGAGGGCGGCAAGAAGCGCACCAAGAAGCGUGUCGAGUCGUACUCGUCGUACAUCUACCGCGUCCUCAAGCAGGUCCACCCCGACACCGGUAUCUCCAACAAGGCCAUGGCCAUUCUCAACUCGUUCGUCGCCGACAUCUUUGAGCGCAUUGCCACCGAGGCGUCCAAGCUCGCAUCGUACAACCACCGCUCGACCAUUUCGUCGCGUGAGAUUCAGACGGCCGUCCGCCUCAUCCUUCCCGGAGAGCUCUCGAAGCACGCUAUCUCGGAAGGCACCAAGGCCGUCACCAAGUUCUCGUCGUCCAAGUAA